UGUUGGUCCUCGCCCUGCGUCAAGUCGCUGGUAUGCAGACAGCUGGUCACCAACAACACGACCCCCGCAGCCCACAUGGCCCCGUCAUGUGGGGGACGUUUAAACUUUAAAUGGCCUCAGUGGACAGCUGUCCACCGACCCACAGAGAGGAGAGGAGCAGGUCAGAAAUGUUCUGCUGUGAAAGCUUCACCGCCUCAGUCUGAUCCAGCCAUGGGCGCCUUCAUCGCCAAGAUGCUGCUGCCCACCGCCAGCAGCCUGGUGUUCCUGCCGGCCGCCAGCGUGGCGGCCAAGAGGGGCUUCCACACCGAGGCCAUGGUCUACUUCUUCACCAUGUUCUUCACCGCGAUUUACCAUGCGUGCGACGGUCCAGGCCUCUCCAUCCUCUGCUUUAUGAGGUACGACAUCCUGGAGUACUUCAGCGUUUACGGCACGGCGCUCUCCAUGUGGGUCACGCUUGUAGCUCUGGGAGACUUUGACGAGCCGCAGCGCUCCACCAUAUCGAUGUUUGGAGUGCUGACCAUCGCCGUGAGGAUCUACCAGGACCGCUGGGGCUAUGGGAUCUACUCUGGACCAAUCGGAUCGGCCGUCUUCAUCAUCACCAUCAAAUGGCUGCAGAAGAUGAAGCAGCUGAGGGCCAUCUACCCGGAGAAGAGCGUUUACACGCAGCAGGUCGGUCCAGGCUGCUGCUUCGGCGCCCUCGCUCUGAUGCUGCGCUUCUACUUUGAGGAGUGGGACUACGCCUACGUCCACAGCUUCUACCAUCUGUCUCUGGCCGUGUCCUUCGUGCUGCUGCUGCCCAAGAAGAACCGCUACGCCGGGUCGGGAGAAAACGCUGCAAAGAUCACCUGCUUGACGCUCUGCUGCUGCACAAUGUCUCCGGGUUCUUCCAAAGAAAAGACAAACAAACCACAGAAGAAGAAGUCGUCUCGGUCAGUGUGGCGACUCCCCACGGAGAAGCUGUGGCCCCGAGUGUCCGGCACCCCCACCCUGCCGGUCUGCGCCCCUCCGCCCUCCCCGCCGGUCAAAGGGACGAGCGUCAGCAAGCUGAAGGAGCUGAACGGCUGGAAGUGAAGCCGCGGUCAGCCGGACGGCCCGGCGGCGCUGGACCGGCACCAAGCGGCUGUCAGGACUCAGGAAACCGGCCCGGAUGUGGAUUUUCCUUCCUACCCAGAAACUGCGACCUGGCUGGUUUUCUGUUUAAGCAGCCAUCUGAGGAAUCCGCCAGUGACUGGAAGCCAGAUGAUAAACAAACAAAAGUGACCCGAUGUAAAACUCUGAGGUGAAUCAGACGUCGGAUCAGAACCGGGACGCGCGAGACAGACGGCCGAGACGAGCCUGUAAAACUGACAGCGCGAUUUAUGGGAUGAUCAGACCAGCAGAUGGUUUAUCUCUCCAAAAUGGAUAAAUUGUGUUUAGAGAUGUUCCUCUGGGGAAAACGGCGGUCUGCUCGCCUCUUCCUUCUCCUUUCCUUCGCUCCUAGAGAGGAAGCUGAGAGUUAUUAGACUGUAAAGCAGAGCUAGGCGUUUCAUCCGUCCUGCAGGUGCCAGAGACGUCAUGAGGACAUCAGUCUGUCUCUGGAGUCUUCAUGUCUUCUGGAGGAGCAGGUGGACUCCUGCCGUCAUCUGUUCCUGCUUAGCUCCCGUCUACGACAGCCGAGCCACACGGAGGAAAAACACGACACAAAAUUACUAGAAUAAAGUCAGAAAAUUACAGAAAAUAAAUUCAGUAUUAAGAAAAUGAAAAAUUUUAUCUUAACUACAAAUUUACUCAUAACAUUACAAAUUUAUUCUCGUACGUCUUUUUUCUUGUAAUACUGCAAAUUUAUUCCUGUUAUGAAUUUAUUCUUGUAUUAUUUUGACUUUAUUCUUUAUUUUCUUAUUGUGGCCCUGAUUCUCCGUCGUACACGUCGCUUUGUGUGAUCAGGUAUUUAUUACAUGUUCUGAUGUUUGUGUAUUUUUUUAAAAUAAACUGUGAUAUUUUA
Poecilia latipinna (sailfin molly) is the source of this 1981-nucleotide messenger RNA. RefSeq names its product myomaker, myoblast fusion factor (gene mymk). The coding region runs from base 76 to 1071 and encodes 331 amino acids. The transcript has 6 exons. Gene Ontology annotation, cellular component: membrane. NCBI's taxonomy places the organism in Eukaryota, Metazoa, Chordata, Actinopteri, Cyprinodontiformes, Poeciliidae. The record is from RefSeq and is a predicted model, not a curated record.